Morus notabilis is the source of this 1242-nucleotide messenger RNA. Its product is annotated as putative esterase YitV. The record is from RefSeq and is a predicted model, not a curated record. NCBI's taxonomy places the organism in Eukaryota, Viridiplantae, Streptophyta, Magnoliopsida, Rosales, Moraceae.
AUGGCACUGUCUUUUCUCUGCAGCAUGGUCCUCGCAUUCUCAUCCUUACCAUCGUUGAACACCGGCAUAAAGCAUGAUACGGAUCGGUCAGGUCCCACACGUACGCCGAUAUGUCUCCGGCACUUGUCUUCUUCCACAGCUUAUUACCGGCCAAACCCGGUUCCGGUUAACGGUGAGAAGAGAUCCGUUAAAGUCGAGAAGCUUCGCAAUGAAUUUAUCGAAGUUUUGUGUAGCCGGCGAUCUGCCGAAGUUCCCUUAUCCAUUAAGCCAGCAAAACCACCGACGAAUCCUCAGUGUCAGGAGGCCGUAUCACCUCAGUUCCGUGAGACUAGGGCGUCCAGUCCAAAGACAAACGUUGAGAAUUUGGAGGAAUUACUGCAAGAGGAAAAUCUCCACUUGACUACCGAGGCAGGAGAGCAAGGACGAUUGCCAGUAUUGAUUAUAAGCAUGAAGAACAAGUACAAACACGAAACAAGGCCUGCGGUUGUUUUCCUCCAUGGUACUGGCCAAUGUAAAGAGUCGUUAAGACACUUACUUGAGUCGUAUGCUUCGAGAGGAUAUGUAUCUAUUGCCGUUGAUUCCCGCUACCAUGGUGAACGUGGCCACAACAGUAGCACCUACCAAGAUGCUCUUAUAUCAUCAUGGAAAAGAGGUGAUACCAUGCCAUUCAUAUUUGAUACGGUCUGGGACUUGAUCAAACUGGCAGAUUAUUUAACAGAAAGGAAGGACCUAGACCCUACUAGAAUAGGAAUCACUGGCAUAUCACUUGGAGGUAUGCAUGCAUGGUUUGCUGCUUUUGCUGAGCGCUAUUCUGUGGCUGUCCCCAUAAUUGGGGUUCAGGGUUUUCGAUGGGCAGUAGACAAUGACAAGUGGCAGGCUCGAGUUGACAGUAUAAAGCCUUUGUUUUUGGGUGCACGAAAAGAUUUAGGGAAGAGUGUAAUUGAUAAAGAAGUGGUGAGGAAGGUUUGGGAUAGGAUUGCUCCGGGUCUAGCAUCUCAUUUUGAUUCUCCUUACACUGUUCCCGCUAUUGCACCUCGUCCUCUCUUGAUUUUAAAUGGUGCAGAAGAUCCCAGAUGUCCACUGCCUGGUUUAGAGGUUCCCAUUUCAAGGGCACAUCAUAACUACAAAAUUGCGCACCAUUUAAACAAUUUCAAGUUUGUUGCGGAACCCGGAAUUGGCCACCAGUUGACCUCGCUGAUGGUAAAAGAAGCUAGCGACUGGUUUGAUAAGUUUCUCAUUUGA